Molecule: messenger RNA, 1487 nt
Organism: Pygocentrus nattereri (red-bellied piranha)
Lineage: Eukaryota; Metazoa; Chordata; Actinopteri; Characiformes; Serrasalmidae
Product: signal-regulatory protein beta-2-like
Exons: 5
Coding region: 41-880 (279 amino acids)
Biological process (GO): response to bacterium
Source: RefSeq, a predicted model, not a curated record
CCUACAUAUUUGCCUUCAGGUUAUAGCUGUUGCUUUUCCAAUGAUGGCUCAAGCUGCGAUUAUCAUCUUACUUCUCUACAAGAUAUACUCUGUUCCAGCAGUGAGAAAUUCAGAGCCAGUAGUUAUCUCAGCUGAGCCUGGUAAAGAGGUCACUAUCACCUGCACAUUUGUAGAUGACUCUAGUGCAGAUGUUAGGAUUUGGUACAAACAAAGACUGGAGCACGUUCCACUGGAAGUGGGAUCAAAGUUUAAAGAUAAGGACCCAGUAAUGUCACCACAUUUCAAACAAACAAGAUUUAAAAUAGACAGAAUAGCGAAUGGCAUUUCUCUCAGGAUUGAACAUGUUACUAAAGAAGAUGAAGGAAUGUACUUCUGUGGGUUGGACAGACGGAAUGUGAUGGACUUUUCUACUGCUACAUUCUUGGCUGUAACAGGACAGUCAGACAUAUCAGUGCUCCAAACUCCAGUACGGGGGUUAGUUUCUUCAGGAGACUCGGUCACUCUGCAGUGCACAGUCAUCUCUGAGAUCAGAGCAGCAGAUCUCCGAGUGCUCUGGUUCAGAGCUGCUGCAGGACAAUCCUUUCCUGAAAUCAUUUACACUCAUCAGAACAGCAGCAGCCGUCAGUGUGAGAUCAGCUCUUCUACAAGCUGCUCUCUGUAUGAGUUCUCUCAGAACAUCCUCGACCAGCACCAUACUGGAACUUACUACUGUGCUGUGGCUGCUUGUGGGAAGAUCAUUUUUGGGAAUGGAACAUCAGUAGAACUGAGUCAUCAGCCUGUUCUAGUUGUUACCCUGGGAGUGGCGCUGGUCUUGUUCUUAAUCUGGAAUAUCACUCUAAUCUACUGGAGCUGGAGGAGAGAGAGCCGCAGUGGAGAAUAAUUUCGAGGGCUACUAUUUCAAUCUUGAAGAUGAAGAAAAAGGGACACAAGGAGAACAUUUUCACCCCAAGUGAGGUCCUUCCCUGCUACAGACCAAUUCAGAAAGACAACAUUGCUGAGAAAACAGGAAAAAUAAUAAGAAAAUGAAAAAAUGUCCUACUGAAUUAAAGGUGCUGAUGUGAUGUGUCAGUGUUCUCUGGAUGUUUUUAAUAGCAUGAAGAGGGUGUUAAAUGUACCAAUUGAUGUUAAAUCUAAAGCAGAUAAAAUAUGUCAUUCUUAGAUCCUUUAUAUUAUAAGCUAAUAAUUUAAUGUUGCAUAAUUAUUUGGUAUCCAGUGAUGAUUCUUAACAUUUGUGGACUACUGUUUUCCUCUGAGCUGUAAAGUUGUAGGCUUCCUAUAAACAGCACUUUCUGAGGUUCCUCUGUGUUCUGUGCAUCAUGCUUUCACAGUCAUGAACUGAACUAUUAAUACAUAUGGAAAUAUUACAUUAAAUACAUUUAAUUCUUUAUUCAAAGUCCUAUUCUGAUGUAUUUUGAUGUGAUGUGAAUCUGUUGGAAAUAUGAAAUUUGCCAUUUGCUCCUUUUUGUCGUGUGUUUAUGUUUUUACUC